Molecule: messenger RNA, 2905 nt
Organism: Paramacrobiotus metropolitanus
Lineage: Eukaryota; Metazoa; Tardigrada; Eutardigrada; Parachela; Macrobiotidae
Product: RING finger and SPRY domain-containing protein 1-like
Exons: 6
Coding region: 912-2573 (553 amino acids)
Cellular component (GO): cytoplasm
Molecular function (GO): ubiquitin-protein transferase activity; protein binding
Source: RefSeq, a predicted model, not a curated record
GAAAGGGCACAAAAGGGAAGAGAAAAAUAUGCCAGUCGAGACUGUGCAUAUUCACACACUAAAAGAACACAACACCACGCUGGCCACAUAUCCACCUGGCUGGCUCUGCACACCUGUGGUGACGUAGUACAGAGUUGUAUCGUACAACUCGUACCGUCAUCCCUGCACUGUUUUCAUUUUUGAUUUUCGGAUUCCCAGUAAAUUUCCAUUGUCACAUUGUGCAUUUAUUUUCCCAAAACUCUUCCCGGAUUUCCAAUGCCAUUGUGAAUUUUAUCUGCAUUUUUAUAAGUUGAAGAAUAUUGCCACUUCCUGUAUACAGUGCGACCGCCCCUCAUCAGCUGAUAAAUGCACAGCUCAUUCACGUCUUAACGUGUUUAAGCCUGUUUUUUCAGCUCCUCGUCUUCCGUGAUUACGAGCGUUCCGCUCUCUUAUCCUGCUUCCCCGGUCGUACGCACCUUAUUCCCGGCCAUCCUCCUGUAUUGAUCCAUCCACUAUCUUCCCGUAUUGGUGGAAACGGCGGCCGUUUAUUCUGUUAUACAGCAGGGCAGGCAAAGAGCGCCGAGGCGUGUGUGAAGUGCGACGCUGCAUCGAUCCAGCAGUGCAUCUCACGUUCAUUCCCGCUCUCCCGUGAUUUCCACCAUCUCCCUCUGCACCUCACUCGCCGCCUGCCAUCGAGACCGCUCAUUUCUCCAUCCUUUGACACUUUUUAUCCAUUAAUCAAGGAGCGCCUGCUCCCACCAACCAUGCCAGAAGCCCCAUGUCUCGCGUAAUCACGGCGCAUGCCGUUGUUUAUCCGUACCCCAUGCACUGUUUUACCGAUAGUGUACAGGGACACGUUAACUAGUGUUGAUCUUUUUUCUCUGUUUUGGUGAUUUUUUUGGGUCUGUUCGGGAUUGAAAAUUCCUGGUGUGAUGGGGAACGCGUGUCUGCGUAUGCCGCGUAUCCGGCAGCGCCGCCGCGACGCCUGCGCUCCGCCCGGGCUGACGGGGAACGGGCUGGUGGGGGGAACGGCCUCGCGGGACUCCCUGGAGGAGGACGGAGAACGCCGACGGUCCAGCACGACGGAGAGCCAUCCCUGGAUGAUCCUGGGCCUGUUGGCUUCGCGGACGCGCCAUGUGUCCGAGGAUGCCAUGGUCCUGGAGGCCCUGCGCGUCAUCCGCACCCUGGUCGAUAAUGACCAGGAGCCGCCGGAAGUGCUGUACCGCAUCCACGAGGUGGCCGGGACGGAGAGCGGCUGGCUGACCAUCAUGCAGGCGCUGGUCAACAGUGUGCCGCUGGAGGACGCCCUGGGGCCGGCCGUCGCCGAGCUGAUUGUGGACAACUGUCCGCUGCCCAGUAAGCAGGACAUCAGCAACUUCCUUAUGCAUCUUAGAUUGAACCGCCAUAUCGCCCUCGCCGGCCGCCAGCAUCCCGCCAAGCACCGCAAUAUCUGCCUGAUGAUCGGGUGUUUCGCGGCGAAACUGCCGGGGCAGAUUGCGGCGUCGAUGCUGAGCGAGGCGGUGCUGGAGUAUUUACUGUGUAAUCUGGAUUUUGAGGAGACGCAUCCGCAGGUGGUGCUGUUCGCCAUCAUCGCGCUGGAGAAGCUGGCGCUGACCGGCGAGAACAAGCGGCUCAUCCUCACCCGUCUCAAGGACUUUGACGACGACACGCAUCCGCUUCUCAGGCUGGAGCGCCUGUCCCACAAGGACAACGCCACCAAAUGCCAAAUUCAGUUCUGUGCUCAAUGGACACUCGACAACGUGUUCGUCCGGCCGGGCCGGCCGUUCAGCUACGAGUUCGUGGACAACAGUGAGUCGCGGGCCAUGCUGAGCCAGACGGACAUGAGCGAGUAUCUCAAGCUCAACCCGGCCGGCCUGAUGGCCCGCAACGACAGCAACUCCUUCGAGAGUGUGCGCUGCACCUUCCAGGUGGACAGCGGGAUCUGGUACUACGAGGUCACGGUUAUCACCACCGGCGUCAUGCAGAUCGGCUGGGCGACGAAAAACAGCAAGUUCCUCAAUCAUGACGGGUUCGGCAUCGGGGAUGACGAGUUCUCCAUCGCCUACGACGGGUGUCGGCAGCUGAUCUGGCACUGCGCGCAGUGCGACCACCACUUCCAUCCGCCGUGGCGCGCCGGCGACGUGCUGGGCUGCCUGCUGGAUCUGACCAGGUACAAGGUCAUCUUCUCCCUCAACGGCUCCCCGCUGCGGCCCUACUCGCAGAUGUUCAAGCGCGUCCGCAACGGCUUCUUCGCCGCCGCCUCCUUCAUGACCUAUCAGCAGUGCGAAUUCAAUUUCGGCCAGCGUCCCUUCCGCUAUCCGCCCCGCGACUACGAGCACUUCCAGACCUUCAACCAGGCCGGCUCCCUGUCGCCCGAGCAGCGCGUCGUGUUACCGCGGCCGAAACGGCACGAGCAGAGGAAAUUAACGGUGGCCACCGACAGCUGCGCGCUGUGCUGCGACGCCCCGGCCAACGUGCAAUUAGAGCCCUGCCACCACCAGGGACUGUGCCGGAAAUGCGCCGAUCUGCUGGAAAUCUGCCCCAUCUGCCGGCGCACCAUCCUCGCCCGGAUUCCCCUGAAAGUCGGCGCCUGAGGGUGGGAAGACCGCGGACACGGGGAUUUUUUUAGGGAAUUUUGGUCGGAUUUUGCGGGUGAUUUUUUGAUGAUUUUGGGAGGAAUCUCAUGAAGAGGAUAUUUGUUUUCUUGCGAUGUUGAUGUUUGUUAGAUGGGGUUUGUUUUGAUUUUCGAUGCCCGGGGGAUAGAUGUUCUGCACAAGAUUAUUAAUAAAAAAUUUAGAAAUAAAUCGCCAAUAAAAAUAUGAUAUCACACAAUAAUACAGAUAAAAUUUAACGGCUUAAUGAUAUAAAUGAAAUUAAAUUAAAUAUCAAAGAACAUUGUAGCCUCGUUCUUCGUCAAUCUGCUGCA